UUUCAAACAAUGUGCCUACUGAUUACUUUGUUUGGCAGAAUGCUACCAAGUGUCUUAUCAGAGUUUUCCAGCAGAUUGGCCCAGAUUCAACUGCAUUGUAUGUUCUGCCAAAACUAAAGGAGUUAUUCGACGAGUUUGCUUUUUCUCAGAAGAACACAUAUUCUGUUAAUUUGACUGGGAACAUGUCAGGGUCUAAAGUGAAAGUGGGUGAGGAAGAUUGCAUUGAAAACCGAAUGGACUUGGUGUGAGUCUCUGUCUCCUUCUAAUAAAUUGUUGAUUAAAGAUGCCGAUGCGUAAGCUUAGAUACAAGUAUAAGAAAGUGACUCUCGGCAGGUUACUUUUAUAUCCUCAAUUUGCUUCUCUCUUGGAAUAGAGAGACUCUGCCAGUGUUGUGCUACAUGGUUGCUCAUUGAGCAGUUCCUUUUACGACAUCAUAAUUGGAGGUGGGAAUGUGCAGGGGAUUCCUAUCGAAGUGUUCCAGAUAUCCCAAGUGGUAGAAGACUCUCUUAGAAGGGCUCAGCAUCUGAAAAUACAUCUGCUAAACUCUUACUCAAUGGGGUUGGAUGGUCAAGACCACAAUCACAUGGUAAAAAGAGUACCAAAACCAUCACACCGAGUAAAAGUAUGUAUGAGUUGUACCAGAAUCCGGCUGAGAGGAUUGGAACAACUUCAAGUUUAGGAGUGCAGGAACCUUGGUAUUGGUUUCCUAGUCCUGCAUCUAAUUGGAAUGGGCUUGAUUUUGCAACUCGUGCUGGAGGUCUGAAGGUUGAACUUCCAUGGAAAAUCAGAGCAUCUAUCGUACAAUCUGUUCGUGCACAUCAUGGAGCUCUGAGAUCUUUUGUUGUUUGUCAGAAUGAGUAUACUGUUUUCACAGCAGGAGUUGGGCCAGGAUUCAAGGGAAAUAUUCAGAAGUGGGAUUUGUCAAGGGUGGACUGCAUGUCAAGCUAUAAUGGUCAUGAUGAGGUUGUAAAUGACAUUUUUGAUUUGGCAUCCUCUGGACGUGUAGCUUCUUGUGAUGGAAUAGUACAUAUAUGGAAUGGACAGACUGGAAGACUGAUUUCCAUGUUCUCUGAACGGUCUUUGGCAUCCUCGACACAAUUGGCAGAAAGAUAUGAAGAUAACAUGCUUCAUUUUAAUCCAUUACCAAGUGGAAUGCUAAGUAGUGCUUUUCACGGGAAUUCUUACACUACUAUGGACUUUCUGGGGUUCAGUGAUAGACUUAUUGUGGGUACUGGAAAUGGAUCUCUAAGAUUCAUUGAUGUCAAUCAAGGUCAGAAACUUCAUCUAUGGAGGAGUGAAUCUGUUGAUUCUGGUUUCCCUCCCCUUAUAUCAUCCAUUUACUUGUCUAGCUCUAAUAGAAUGUCUCCCGAGGAAAGUAUGGCAUUUCCGUCGUGGAUUGCGGCUGCGUCCAGCACUGGGCAAUGUAGGUUGUUUGACUUGAGAAGUGGAAAGAUUAUUUCUUCAUGGCAGGCUCAUGAUGGAUAUGUGACAGAGUUGGCUGCAACUGCAGAUUAUCAGCUUGUUUCUAGUUCUCGAAUAUGGGAUUUGAGAAGGAAUUGGAGCGCGGAACAGAGAGUAUUCAGAGGAUACAGCGACGGGGUUUCUGGUUUCUCUGUGUGGGGGCAAAACAUAAUCUCAAUAUGUAGAAAUAAAAUCGGCCUUUCUUCUUUACAAAGCCCGGCCGAUGAAGAUGGGCAGUAUCGUGCGAGCCUUCAGCAUGUGUACAUGGCAGAUGAGGAACCAAAGAAUGCAUCGGUUCUGUCCGCAAUUACUAUUCUUCCCUUUUCGCUCCUUUUUCUUCUAGGAACAGAAGACGGCUAUUUGAAAAUUUGUUGUUAGUACC
Molecule: messenger RNA, 1843 nt
Organism: Salvia splendens (bonfire salvia)
Lineage: Eukaryota; Viridiplantae; Streptophyta; Magnoliopsida; Lamiales; Lamiaceae
Product: protein GFS12-like
Exons: 7
Coding region: 625-1839 (404 amino acids)
Molecular function (GO): protein binding
Source: RefSeq, a predicted model, not a curated record